AUGGGUCUGCUGCCCUGCCUGCACUCCUUCUGCCGCCGCUGCCUGCCCGAGCCCGAGCGCCAGCUCACCGUGCCCGUGCCCGGCGGGGCCAACGGCGACGUGCAGCAAGUGGGGGUGAUCCGGUGCCCGAUCUGCCGCCAGGAGUGCCGGCAGAUUGACCUGGUGGACAACUACUUUGUGAAGGACACCUCGGAGACCCCGAGCAGCUCUGAUGAGAAAUCAGAGCAGGUGUGCACGAGCUGUGAGGACAACGCCAGUGCCGUUGGGUUCUGUGUGGAGUGUGGGGAGUGGCUCUGCAAGACCUGCAUAGAAGCUCACCAGCGAGUGAAGUUCACUAAAGAUCACAUGAUCAGGAAAAAAGAGGAUGUGUCUUCAGAGGCCGUGGGAGCAUCUGGUCAACGUCCUGUUUUCUGUCCUGUGCACAAACAAGAGCAGUUAAAGCUUUUCUGUGAAACCUGUGACAGGCUGACGUGCAGAGACUGUCAGUUACUGGAGCACAAAGAACACAGGUACCAGUUUCUGGAAGAAGCUUUUCAGAACCAGAAGGGUGCAAUUGAAAAUCUUUUGGCCAAACUUCUUGAGAAGAAGAAUUAUGUAAAUUUUGCAGCUGCCCAAGUUCAGAAUAGGAUAAAAGAAGUAAAUGAAACGAACAAACGAGUGGAACAGGAAAUCAAAGUGGCAAUAUUCACCCUCAUCAAUGAAAUCAAUAAAAAGGGAAAAUCUCUCUUACAGCACCUCGAGAAUGUGACAAAGGAGAGACAGAUGAAGUUAAUCCAGCAGCAGAAUGACAUCACUGGUCUGUCCCGACAAGUGAAGCACGUGAUGAACUUCACGAACUGGGCGAUCGCGAGCGGCAGCAGCACCGCUCUGCUCUACAGCAAACGGCUGAUAACAUUCCAGUUACGGCACAUUCUGAAGGCCCGCUGUGAUCCCGUCCCAGCUGCCAACGGAGCAAUACGUUUCCAUUGUGACCCCACCUUCUGGGCCAAGAAUGUUGUCAAUUUAGGUAACCUUGUCAUUGAAAAUAAACCAGCCCCUAGUUACACUCCUAAUGUAGUGGUUGGGCAAACCCCUCCAGCAACAAACCACAUCAACAAAGCUCCAGGACAGAUCAAUCUUGCACAGCUUCGACUCCAGCACAUGCAGCAGCAAGUUUAUGCCCAAAAACACCAGCAGCUGCAGCAGAUGAGGAUGGCACAGCCAUCAUCUGCAUCCGUGCCCAGGCAGAGCAGCCAACAAGUCCUCCAGCAGCAGCCUCCCAGGUUGAUCAGCAUGCAGACCAUGCAGAGGGGUAACAUGAACUGUGGGGCUUUCCAAGCACAUCAGAUGAGAAUGGCUCAGAAUGCUGCUCGUAUUCCAGGAAUCCCACGCCACAAUGGACCUCAAUACUCCAUGAUGCAACCUCACCUUCAAAGACAACACUCGAACCCUGGGCAUGCUGGGCCUUUUCCAGUGGUUUCUGUGCACAACACCACAAUAAACCCCACCAGCCCCACCACAGCAACCAUGGCCAGUGCAAACAGGGGGCCCACGAGUCCGUCCGUCUCGGCCAUCGAGCUCAUCCCCUCCGUGACAAACCCAGAGAACCUGCCUUCCCUGCCAGACAUCCCACCCAUCCAGCUUGAAGAUGCUGGUUCAAAUAGUUUAGAUAACCUGCUAAGCAGAUACAUUACAGGCAGCCACCUCCCCCCACAACCCACAAGUACCAUGAAUCCCUCCCCAGGACCUUCAGCUCUGUCUCCAGGGUCAUCAGGUUUAUCCAACUCCCACACUCCAGUGAGGCCACCCAGUACCUCCAGCACAGGGAGCAGAGGAAGCUGUGGCUCCUCGGGCAGAACUGCUGAGAAAACUGGUGUUAACUUCAAGGCUGACCAAGUGAAAGUAAAGCAAGAGCCAGGCACAGAGGAAGAGAUCUGCAGCUUCUCAGGAACAGUAAAACAGGAAAAAACAGAGGAUGGCAGGAGGAGUGCUUGCAUGCUCAGCAGCCCUGAGAGCAGCUUGACACCACCACUAUCCACCACCUUGCACCUGGAAAGCGAAUUAGAAGCGUUGGGGAGCCUGGAAAACCACGUGAAGACGGAACCAGCGGAUCUGAGCGAGAGCUGCAAGCAGUCAGGGCACGGGCUGGUCAACGGCAAGUCCCCCGUGCGCAGCCUCAUGCACCGCUCGGCCCGCGCCGGGGGAGAGGGGAACAACAAGGACGACGACCCCAACGAGGACUGGUGUGCUGUGUGCCAGAAUGGGGGGGACCUGCUGUGCUGUGAGAAGUGCCCCAAGGUGUUCCACCUCACCUGUCACGUACCAACGCUCCUCAGCUUCCCCAGUGGAGAGUGGAUAUGUACAUUCUGCAGAGAUCUGAGCAAACCUGAAGUAGAGUAUGAUUGUGACAAUUCACAGCACAGCAAGAAGGGGAAAACAGCACAAGGCCUGAGUCCUGUGGACCAAAGGAAAUGUGAACGUCUCCUGCUUUACCUGUAUUGCCACGAGCUGAGCAUUGAAUUUCAAGAGCCAGUCCCAGCCUCGAUACCAAACUACUAUAAAAUCAUAAAGAAACCCAUGGAUUUGUCCACGGUGAAGAAGAAGCUGCAGAAGAAGCACUCCCAGCACUACCAGAGCCCCGAGGAUUUCGUGGCAGACGUGCGGUUGAUCUUCAAGAACUGUGACCGGUUUAAUGAAAUGAUGAAAGUUGUUCAAGUUUAUGCAGAAACACAAGAGAUUAAUUUGAAGGCUGAUUCAGAAGUAGCACAGGCAGGGAAGGCAGUUGCAUUAUACUUUGAAGAUAAACUUUCAGAGAUCUACCCAGACAGGACCUUCCAGCCUUUGCCUGAAUUUGAGCAGGAAGAGGAUGAUGGUGAAAUAACUGAGGACUCCGAUGAAGAUUUUAUACAACCACGUAGAAAACGCCUAAAAUCAGAUGAGAGACCAGUGCAUAUAAAGUAAUCUAAUGAUAUGGACCUGAAAUUUAUUGUAAAAACUGUUAUUUAAGUGUUCCUGGAAUAUUAUCAUGCCUACAGUGGCCAUCUUGAAGAAGCUGAUAGCUUUUUAAACAGUAUUAGAUUACAAAAAACACUUGUACAGAAAAACAUUUGCAUCAAAAGGGGAAAAAAACUUGUAUUGUAAAUUUUUGGUGGUUUGUAUUUUUUUUUUUCCUUGAUCCUUUCUUUUCCUGAUGGAGGGGACACACUCAUCCUGGUCUCACAGAUAGAGGUGGAGAAAAUGUUGAAGAGAAGCAGAUUUGAUAAGAGAUGUUCCAUGUACAGCUGAGACUGUGUAGGAGAACGUUCUGCAGGACUGGACCAAUACAGUGACUGUAUCUUGCAUUACACUGCAGUGUAAACUGUGAGCAAAGUCCCUGAAAUCCCCUCUCUGUGUGAACUCAAGUGUGUGUUGGUCAUUGCUUUGGUCAUCUCAUUGCAGCAGAGUUGUGAAUAACUGGUCUUCUGUGUCAAUCAAUUAUUGACAUUUUACUUUCUUUAUUCCAUUUUAUGUGUAGCAAAAAGAAAAAGAAAAAUAUCAUUAAACUGUUCUGAAUUGG
Messenger RNA from Manacus vitellinus (golden-collared manakin), 3535 nucleotides. RefSeq names its product tripartite motif containing 33 (gene TRIM33). The coding region runs from base 1 to 2940 and encodes 979 amino acids. The transcript has 21 exons. Gene Ontology annotation, molecular function: protein binding; zinc ion binding. The record is from RefSeq and is a predicted model, not a curated record. NCBI's taxonomy places the organism in Eukaryota, Metazoa, Chordata, Aves, Passeriformes, Pipridae.